Perca flavescens (yellow perch) is the source of this 4123-nucleotide messenger RNA. RefSeq names its product clock circadian regulator a (gene clocka). The record is from RefSeq and is a predicted model, not a curated record. The transcript is spliced from 22 exons. Bases 411 to 3275 code for a protein of 954 amino acids. Gene Ontology annotation, biological process: regulation of transcription by RNA polymerase II; circadian regulation of gene expression. Lineage: Eukaryota; Metazoa; Chordata; Actinopteri; Perciformes; Percidae. Gene Ontology annotation, cellular component: nucleus; CLOCK-BMAL transcription complex; cytoplasm. Gene Ontology annotation, molecular function: protein dimerization activity; DNA-binding transcription factor activity, RNA polymerase II-specific; E-box binding.
CCAGUCAGCCUGCCUCUGUCCCAUAUAUGCCUGAGCCCUGCGCAGUCAACCGUCAGCAGCGCCACUGGGUGUAGGGAUAUCCCGAUGAAAGGGGAGACUGUUCGGGACUCAGAUGUUGCUGCCAUGUGCCAGUCUCCCACCCGAAGCAGACGAAGAACUCGGCUCAUUGAAGACCCCUUUUCAACUUUCUACCCACUGAUUGGGGAAACUUUCAGUGACUGUCCUCCAAGACACAGAGCUCCACUGCCCCAAUCACCACAGUGUGUCCAGCCACACCCUGCCUUCAUCCAGCAGUAACUUCUUCAUCCUCUCACAGGACUGGCUGUACUGUCAGUAAGGUUCGUCCCCAAAUGUCUACCUCACGAUUAAAAGACCCCUCUCCAACACUGCGACCCUAAACAGGAUACAAAAUGACCUCGAGCAUUGACCGGGAUGACAGCAGUAUCUUUGAUGGGUUAAUGGAAGAAGAUGAAAAGGAUAAAGCUAAACGUGUGUCCCGUAACAAGUCUGAGAAGAAACGCAGAGACCAGUUCAAUGUCCUCAUCAAGGAGCUGGGCACCAUGUUGCCGGGCAACACCCGGAAGAUGGACAAGUCCACUAUCUUGCAGAAGAGCAUCGACUUUCUGCACAAACACAAGGAAAUUGCUGCUCAGUCAGAGUCAACUGAGAUCAGGCAAGACUGGAAGCCUCCUUUUCUUAGUAAUGAAGAGUUCACUCAGCUGAUGUUGGAGGCGUUAGAUGGAUUUUUUCUUGCAAUCAUGACUGAUGGGAACAUAAUCUACGCUUCUGAGAGUGUGACGUCCCUACUAGAACACUUACCUUCUGAUCUUGUGGAUCAGAACUUGUUGAACUUCCUGCCUAUGGGUGAGCAUUCAGAUGUGUACAAGGCUCUGUCCUCUCAUAUCAUGGAAGGAGAGACACCGACGCCUGAAUAUCUGAAAACUAAAAAUCAGCUUGAGUUCUGUUGCCACAUGCUCCGAGGGACAAUUGACCCCAACGAGCCCCCCGUGUACGAAUAUGUCAAGUUCAUUGGAAACUUCAAGUCCCUGAAUAAUGUGCCUAACUGUACCCGAAAUGGUUUUGAGGGAGUGAUCCAGCGAUCGCUUCACUCUGCCUUUGAAGACAGAGUGUGUCUUAUAGCAACUGUGAGGCUUGCCAAACCACAGUUUAUCAAGGAGAUGUGCACUGUAGAGGAGCCUAAUGAGGAAUUCACCUCCAGACAUAGUUUAGAGUGGAAAUUUCUCUUCUUGGACCACAGAGCUCCACCCAUUAUAGGUUACCUCCCGUUUGAGGUGCUGGGUACAUCAGGAUAUGACUACUACCAUGUAGAUGACCUGGAGACAUUGGCCAAAUGCCACGAACACUUAAUGCAAUAUGGCAAAGGAAAAUCCUGCUACUACAGAUUCCUCACAAAAGGGCAGCAGUGGAUUUGGCUUCAGACCCACUACUACAUCACCUACCACCAGUGGAACUCCAGACCAGAGUUUAUUGUCUGCACGCACACUGUUGUCAGUUAUGCUGAAGUAAGAGCAGAACAGCGCAGAGAGCUUGGAAUUGAAGAAUUACAACCUGAGCUCACAGCAGACAAGCAGUCCCAGGAUUCAGGCUCUGAGUCCCAGCUCAACACGUCCAGCCUGAAAGAGGCUCUAGAGCGCUUCAACCACAGCCGGACACCCUCGGCCUCGUCUCGCAGCUCACGCAAAUCCUCGCACACAGCUGUGUCUGACCCAGCUUCGUCUCAGAUGAAGCUUCAGGGAGACAGGAGUACACCAGGUCGGCAGUCUGUCUCUGCUGUGGAGAUGACAUCACAACGAAGAUCAUCUAUCAGCAGCCAGCAGUCAAUGAGCUCCCAAAAUACAAUACAGAACAUGGCACCAUCCAUGGUUUCACAACAACAACAACAGCAGCAGCAGCAGCAGCAGCAGCAACAACCGCAACAACAACAACCGCAACAACAACAACAACAACAACAACAACAACAACAACAACAACAACAGCAACAGCCUCAAAAGCAGCAACAAGUUCAGACCAGCGACCAAUCAAUGGUGCAGUUCUCCAGCCAGCUAGAAGUCAUGCAUAACCUGAAAGAGCAGCUGGAGCAUAGGACCAGGAUGAUCGAGGCCAACAUUCAGCGGCAGCAGGAUGAGCUGCGGCAGAUCCAGGACGAGCUGCACAGAGUGCAGGGACAGAGCCUUCAAGGACAGAGCCUGCAGGGACAGAGCCUUCACGGACAGAGCCUUCAAGGACAGAGCCUGCAGGGACAGAGCCUUCAGGGACAGAGCCUUCAAGGACAGAGCCUGCAGGGACAGAUCCUUCAGGGACAGAGCCUUCAGAUGUUCUUGCCGAAAGGAGCCGGAGGACUGAAUCUCAGCUCUGUUCAGACGGCCCAGGGGAACGCCUUGCAGCAGGGGGGAACCCUCAGCAUGCAGGGCCAGGUGGUGUCUGCAGGGACUCUACAGAACGGCAUACAGCAACAACAUGCUGUCCAGCCCCAGCCCCAUCCCCAGCAACAAACUCUCUUGCGGGAACAGAGCACAGCACUCUCACAGUCUCAGCGGCCGUCCCUCACUCUACAGCCUCAACAGAAUCCACUGCCCGCGUCUCUCUACAACACAAUGAUGAUCCCUCAGCAAAACCCUGCUAACAUGGUCCAGAUUGCCACUACCCUGGCUCAGAAUACUGGACCAAACGCUGCUGCUGUGGCUACAUUUGCACAGGAUCGUUCAGCUCAGAUAAGGUUUCCUGCCAGUCCUCAGCUGCUCACCAAGCUAGUGACAGGACAGAUGGCAUGUGGUGCAGUCAUGGUCCCCACAACCAUGUUUAUGGGCCAAGUUGUGACGGCCUUCGCUCCUCAGCAGGGUCAGACCCAGACCAUCAGCAUUUCCCAGCAGCCACCGCAGCAGCAGCAGCAGCAGCAGCAGCAGCCACAGGAGCAGCAGGUACAGCAGCAAUUACAGGUCAUAGCCAUGCAGCCAGGGCAGGCUCCACUGGCCCAGCAGCAAACACAGUUCCUACAGGCUUCUCGGCUACUUCACGGAAACCAGUCCACCCAGUUGAUCCUGCAGGCAGCGUUCCCUUUGCAGCAGCAGGGUACCUUUACUGCCACAACCCAACAGCAGCAGCAGUUACAACAGCAACAACAGUUACAACAACAACAGCAUCAUCAUCAUCAUCAUCAUCAUCAUCCUCAUCAACAUCAACAACAGCAGAAACAGCAAUUGGCCCCUCACAGGGCGGAUAGUUUGUCUGAUCGCUCUGCUACGCAGCCACAGUAGCCGGCCAAAGCCAAAUCCGUAGUGGAGUGAGCCGAACCCAAGUGUGGGCGGCUUUGUGACGGCGGUGUAAAGACGAGUCCUGCUGAAAGUGCAGCACUGAGGCCAUGCCUCAGAGACUGAAAAGUGAUUGGAUUGGCAGGCUGUGGCUUCCCUCCCCUCACAAGGAUCUUUUGCUGUUUGCACUUAACUCCUGAGCCCCGAGCGCUGCAGAGAACAGGACUGAGCUCGCUGUGGCUCUGGCUCUGGGACGAAGGCCUUUUCUCCGAGACAACAGGGAACCACAAUCCCUGUAAUGGACUCCCCCUCACACCUCUGGCCCUCUCUUGUGUGUUUAGUGUGUGUGUGUGUGUCCCCUCACAGGUUAUUUUAUGCAGAUCUCUCUGUUUAAUUGAGUCAAUGCAGCAAAGCUUCUGUCAAGCUUCGAGGACAUCCUGCAGAACAGCCAGAGGCUCGUUUCCUCCUAUUUGUUGUUUUUCAUGUAAAAUUAAUUAUGGGUCAGAAAAUAUUUUUAAGAAUGGUGUCUGGAUUGAACUUUUAUUGUACAGAACAUCAUGUGUAAUAUAUUAUGUAAAUAUAAUGAAAAAGAAAGAACUAAUAUUUUAUAUGAUGCAUGAAAUGAAAUGCCUAGUCUGUUAUAUGCGGCGUUGAAUAUACUUUUUUUUUCUAGUACACUAUGAAGAAAAGCUCUUAAAAUGCUCAGAGGCGGAUAUUUUCCCAGACUUCCUUUCUCCUAGGGGAUGGGUUUGUGUGUCUGCAUAGCAGACAUUGCCGAUGCUGCUUGUUGUGUCACAGUUUGUUUCAUCCUCGACCCAUAUUUUCACAGAAUUUCAUAAAACUGUCAAAAAUGA